Rhizoctonia solani is the source of this 942-nucleotide messenger RNA. RefSeq names its product asparaginase. The coding region runs from base 1 to 942 and encodes 313 amino acids. Gene Ontology annotation, molecular function: threonine-type endopeptidase activity. The record is from RefSeq and is a predicted model, not a curated record. NCBI's taxonomy places the organism in Eukaryota, Fungi, Basidiomycota, Agaricomycetes, Cantharellales, Ceratobasidiaceae. The transcript is spliced from 10 exons. Gene Ontology annotation, biological process: protein maturation.
AUGUUGGUUAUCGCUGUGCAUGGAGGUGCAGGCACGCACUCUAUCAGUAAAGAUGCUGAAACCUUAAUAAAGAAAGGCCUGAAAGAAGCAUGUGGUUCUGGUCAACGCAGCUUCCGGGCCAAGCAAGAUGCCUGCCAAGCUGUUCAGGACUGUAUUGUUGCAAUGGAGGACAAUCAUCAAUUUAACGCCGGAACUGGAUCUAAUCUUACAAUAACGGGGACCGUAGAAUGUGACGCUUCCAUUAUGAACUCGGUAGAAGAUUUUGGCGCAGUUGGAGCCACAAGCGGAAUAAAAAACCCUAUCAAAGCCGCCUACAGAAUACUACUUGGAUCACAGCGAGUUGAUCCUCACGGCCGGAUCCCUCCUAUGCUACUAUCCGCCACUGUACCACCUCCUGACCUUGCGGUAGACCCAUCGGAAAUGAUUACUCAGAAAGCUCUUUCCGAUUGGGACCGUUGGAGUGCAAUGAUUCAAACCGGACAACAGUCGGGUGAAGUUGCAAGCGGUACCAUCGUACAAGAUACAGUAGGAGCAAUAAUGUGCACCAUUGAUGGAGAGGUCUCGGCAGGCGUCUCGAGUGGGGGAUACUCCUCAAACCUACUGGUCGGAUUGGCGAGCCCAGGUGCUGGAGAAUUGAUCAUGAGGGCAUUUCUAGCUAAGGAGCUGGCAGAGAGGGUUCGCCAACGUGAUUGCGAUAUCCAUGAAGAGAUUGAACGAGUUUUGAACAAUUUUGUGGAAAUGUGCGCUGAGAGGGGCAGUGAGCAUGCCAAUGCAGGUGCUAUUCUGAUCGUUGCGCGAUUAUGGUGUGGUUUUACCACUCGCAGCUUUGCCAUCGCGUAUGCGAGUUCGCUAGAUAGUUCACCAAAAUCGGUCAUCCUUAGAAGGACAAAUCGAGAGCCGGGCAAACCGGGGUUGUAUAUCACUUCUCUGCCGCUUGAUUAA